GAACUUCCUCGAAAUAUGGAAGUGAGUGUAGUGGAUCUAAUACAGAUUAGAAACGUUUUAGAAGAUGACUCUUGAAUAUAAAAAUAUUCGACUAAUCGAUCUUUUUUAUGGUUGCAACAGAUAGUUCUAUGAGUAAACAAAGAUAACUAUCCUGGAUACUUAGACAAGGAGAUCUUCUUUUCUUGUCUAAGCCUAGAUAUAACUUAUCUCUAUCUAAUAUAUGUAAACGUGACGUGCAUAGGAAAAUAGGUUAAAAAAACUUGUAAACGUCAAAUUUAAUAUUUUUGUUCGUUAAUACCAAAAUAAAAACUAUGGAAGAUACUUCUAAUAUAGUUGAUGAAAUAAAAUCAGAUUCAACAGAAACGUUAAAUGUUUCUUUGGAAGUCAAAUCAUCGGACGUAUCGGAAUCUUCCCAAAAACCUAAAGCGUUAAAAGCUAAAAAACGUAAGAAGCCUAAGGAUAGCACAGCGCCUAGAGUUCCGCUUACAGGUUAUGUAAGAUACCUAAAUGAUCGAAGAGAAGCUGUUAGAAGCGCAAAUCCAAACUUAUCAUUUGCAGAUAUAACAAAAAUGUUGGCAAGCGAAUGGAGUAACCUACCUGUAGAUAAAAAACAACAAUACUUGAAUGCAGCAGAGCAAGAUAGAGAACGUUAUACUAAAGAAUACAAUGCCUACAAACAAACAGAAGCAUACAAGUUAUUCACGCAGCAACAGAGUGAAAAGAAAUUGAAAGAAAAUAAAGAAAAGGAAGAACCUGUUAAGGUACCUAAUCCAACUUUCCAUAACCAAUCGACCAUUCACAAAGAUCUGCAAGAUAUGGAUUUUAGUAAUUUCGAUAUUCCAAUUUUCACUGAGGAAUUUCUAGAACAUAACAAAACUAGGGACGCCGAAUUGAGGCAACUGAGAAAAGUAAAUACUGAUUACGAACAACAAAAUGCUAUUUUAUCAAAACACAUAGAAAAUAUGAAAGUGGCUAUAACGAAAUUGGAAACUGAAAUCAUGCAACAGGAAAAAAAUAAUUCGUCCCUUCAACAGCAUCUGAAUCAUUUAAGGACUACACUGACAAAUGGGUUUGGAGGAGUAAAAUUACCAGGUAUUAAAGAAGUAGCCACUCUCCAAAACAUCGAUAACUACAUGACCAAUCUACAUUCUAUAUUAUUAGAAAAUAGUAGUCAUGAUACCAACCUCUUACAAACAGUAAGGGACAUCGUAGGGAAGCUGGAAUUCAAUGGAUGACAGCCAUGUAGGGCUUCAAAGAGAAAAAGAAUUAUCAAGAAAUUUUCGUAAUUGUAUUUCUUCUAAUCAAAAUAGCAUUUACUUAGUUUUUCCAAGUAGUCAGUGCUAGAUUUAAAUAUAUUUAUUUAAUUGAUUAACUUUUUGGAAUAUAUGUGUGACCCUGUGUAAAUAAAUUACGUCCUUAUUUUUUUUCAACUGUAAUUUUAAAGAAUUUGUAUUGAAUGGUGAUUCUAAUGUAAUAAAAAAACAUUUACAUGUAGCUGUCGAAUUGUGAAUAAAGAAUUUCCACAGAGUUUAUUUAAUGGGUAUAUUGUAGAAAGAAGAAGAAAUAGAUACCAUUUUUUUCACUUAUUCUGAGGCGUUUACCACCACUUUUUGGCCUUUUUGGAAAGUGUAACACCAUUCAAUCACUUGAGUCUUUGAGAGGCACUCAUCCCCAAAAUCCACGAGCGAGAUUUAAAUUUGAACAAUUUAUUUUAUAUAUAACAGCCAUAAUCUAUUGUAAAUGUAAAUAAAAACAAUAUAAAGAAAUUGCCGCCGUAACUGAAAAAUGUAAAUGGUCCUUCUGUACAAGUAUCAACAUAAUAGAACAGGCUUCACGAUCUACGUUAGUUGACGAAUUCGUAAUAUUUUGUUACUCAUAUAAAUAUAAAUUGGAAUUUUAAGAAUUUUUCACUUCUAAUAUGGUUUUUCUAAGGUGUAUAAUUGAAAAUGUGAAAUUUUCCAGUUGUGGAACGAGCUAAAAUACUCAGAUGUUUGUUAGAAUAAAUUUAUCUCCUUUUUCACAUAAAUAAAACUUUGCUUCUAAAAAAAUGAAUUUUCCCAUAUUUUUGCCCUCAGUCCUUGUCAAAAGCUUUUUCCAUGUCAAUAAAUAUAAAUAAUACGUGUAUCUCGGCGGAUUUAUAGUUGUGAUGGUAAAUACUUGAACUUGUACAGUU
Molecule: messenger RNA, 2173 nt
Organism: Diorhabda sublineata
Lineage: Eukaryota; Metazoa; Arthropoda; Insecta; Coleoptera; Chrysomelidae
Product: high mobility group protein 20A-like
Exons: 4
Coding region: 312-1235 (307 amino acids)
Biological process (GO): regulation of gene expression
Cellular component (GO): nucleus
Source: RefSeq, a predicted model, not a curated record